UUAUGCAGUCUCAAAGUGUGGGUGCCUCAUGCUAAGUGUCGCAUCCCCACAUAUGUCUCCUCACUUGUACGUGUCGGGCUCACGGUCCUGAGAAGCACAGCUCUGUGGGGUUUGUUGUAGAUCCUAGUGUAACACAGCUGGGAAGGGAAGAGAAGUUUCUCUCCACUUAUUACAGCCAGGACUUCAAGGCCAGGUCAACUUCUACCAGGUCUCACCAUGUCCAUCGACCCUGCGGCCGAGCUGCCUUUCUUCUAUGGUAGCAUCAGUCGCUCGGAGGCCGAGCAGCACCUGAAGCUGGCCGGGAUGUCCGACGGCCUCUUCUUGCUGCGACAGUGUCUCCGCAGUCUGGGGGGCUACGUCUUGUCUAUCGUGUGGAACCUGGACUUCCACCAUUACUCCGUAGAGAAACAGCUCAAUGGGACUUACUGCAUCACAGGAGGGAAGCCUCACUGUGGCCCUGCAGAGCUCUGUGAGUUUUACAGCAAAGACUCCGACGGCCUGGUGUGCCUCCUGAAGAAGCCGUGUCUACGUUCCCCAGAUACGCCGAUCCGGCAAGGCGUGUUUGACAGUCUGAGAGAAAACAUGCUGAGGGAGUACGUGAAGCAAACCUGGAAUCUGGAGGGCGAAGCCAUGGAGCAGGCCAUCAUCAGUCAAGCUCCUCAGCUCGAGAAGCUGAUCGCAACUACAGCCCAUGAGAAAAUGCAUUGGUACCAUGGCAAAAUCUCCCGCCAUGAGGGUGAGAGGCGGCUUUACUCGGGAGCACAACCGGACGGCAAGUUUCUAAUCAGAGACAGAGAGGAGUCUGGUACAUACGCUCUCUCCAUGAUGUACGGGAAAACAGUGUACCACUAUCAGAUCCUCCAGGACAAGUCGGGGAAAUUCUCUAUGCCCGAGGGAACAAAGUUUGACACAAUCUGGCAGCUGGUGGAGUAUCUGAAGAUGAAACCUGAUGGCCUUGUAACCGUUCUCGGAGAGACGUGUGUUAACGGCAAAGCUGCUGUUGGAAAGACACCCAGUCUUCCCAGUAGGCCACGCGGCGCCAAUGGAUACACACCGCCACCUCAAGCUCCUACACCGGCCCCAAAGACCGAAGACCGUGACCUUCUGCCCAUGGACUGCAAUGGAUUCAACCCGUAUCACAACCCCAAUGAUAUCAAGAGGUUCAACAUCCAGAGGUCCGACCUGCUGAUGGACGAGGUGGAGCUCGGCUCUGGGAACUUUGGCUGUGUCAAGAAGGGAGUCCUCAAAACCGAAUCGGGUCAGAUAGAUGUGGCCGUCAAGGUGCUGAAGAACGAAAACGAGAAGCUGGUGAAGGAGGAGAUGAUGAGGGAGGCAGAGAUCAUGCACCAGCUGAGUAACCCGUUCAUCGUCCGCAUGCUUGGCCUUUGCAACGCUGACUGUCUUAUGCUGGUCAUGGAGAUGGCUUCUGCCGGACCGCUGAACAAAUUCCUUUCCUCCAAAAAGGAUACUGUGUCGGUGGAGAACAUUGUGAACCUGAUGCACCAGGUGUCGAUGGGCAUGAAGUAUCUGGAGGAGAAGAACUUUGUGCACAGAGAUUUAGCAGCUCGCAACGUCCUGCUGGUCAAUCAGCAGUUCGCCAAAAUCAGUGACUUUGGGCUCUCCAAGGCCCUGGGAGCAGAUGACAACUACUACAAAGCUCGUACUGCAGGUAAAUGGCCGCUCAAGUGGUACGCACCAGAAUGUAUACUCUUCCACAAAUUCUCCAGCAAAAGCGACGUGUGGAGUUUUGGCGUCACCAUGUGGGAGGCGUUCUCCUACGGAGGGAAACCCUACAAGAAAAUGAAAGGACCCGACGUGAUCCGCUUCAUUGAGAACGGGAACCGCAUGGAUUGUCCGGCGGCGUGUCCGGAGCGAGUAUAUACACUGAUGAAAGAGUGCUGGACAUACAAACACGAGGACCGUCCCGACUUCAAGAAGGUCGAGGAGGCCAUGAGGAGUUAUCAUUACUCCAUAUCCGGCAAGACCAAGCCUGAGGAAGGCGCAGCCGCCGCCGCCGCCGCCGCACCUGAGCCUACCAAGUAGACAGAAAAAAGGCACAUUCUGUCCCAGCGCUGCACAAAGCGUCCUUUCAACCGGCCAUUAAACAACCAAAACAAAGAGUGUUUUAUGAACUGUGCACAGUGACCAGCUUUGACCGCAGAAGCGACGCAGCUAAACAGGCAAUAAAUGUGCAUUUGUAAAUCGGACUUCAGUGUGUCAGCCGUGCAAGGAAGCUCUCUGUCUGCCGUGGUUUGAAUGUUAAGUGUCGUAAUACUGCUGAACACAACUAAUUUUAUAUUCUGCUACUGUAAUCGAACCAUGUGUUCAAGUCUGCGUCUUUGUCCGCCUCCACCUAAAAGCAUUUUUAUUGUUUUUAGCCUAAUAAACUAGAAACAAACUAAUUAUGUGAGUGAAAAAUGUGGAUUAACUUAUCAUAAAUCUGCUGAUAUGACUGAAUUCAUUCUUAAGUGCUGUGUGAUUUUUUUUCAUUUUUUUUUCUUGGAGCUGCAACUUUAGUCUGACAUUAUAAGUCUUAAUUGUUCUUUUCCAGAUGUUCCAGAUGUUCCAAAACCAUAAAAAUAAAAAUCUGUAACUUUAUCACAGAUGUAGCGGGAAAAC
Oreochromis niloticus (Nile tilapia) is the source of this 2619-nucleotide messenger RNA. It is a transcript of the gene zap70, whose product is annotated as zeta chain of T cell receptor associated protein kinase 70. NCBI's taxonomy places the organism in Eukaryota, Metazoa, Chordata, Actinopteri, Cichliformes, Cichlidae. The record is from RefSeq and is a predicted model, not a curated record. Gene Ontology annotation, cellular component: cytoplasm. The transcript is spliced from 13 exons. Gene Ontology annotation, biological process: intracellular signal transduction; protein phosphorylation. The coding region runs from base 217 to 2043 and encodes 608 amino acids. Gene Ontology annotation, molecular function: non-membrane spanning protein tyrosine kinase activity; ATP binding.